AUGACCAAAUCCCGUGGUCUAGACUCCACUGCUCGGACGGCAGGGCGAGAAGAGGGCAAAGACGUGCGUGCAAGUCGCGAAAGCGGAGGCCCGACCAGAGAGAAAGAGGCCGGUCAGCCGAGGCCGGUGGCGCGCUUGCGCGGCCUGGGCAGAGCAGGGCGGACGGAGGGACCAACGCGUCUGCAGCCAAGCCUGCAGAUAGGUGGUGCUUUUGCACUACGAAUCAGUCUAGCCUAUCGCUGA
Molecule: messenger RNA, 243 nt
Organism: Protopolystoma xenopodis
Lineage: Eukaryota; Metazoa; Platyhelminthes; Monogenea; Polystomatidea; Polystomatidae
Source: the annotation of a GenBank genome assembly